AUGUUUAAGAAACCUCCACAACCAAAGGGUUCAGCAAACAUAAAGUCGUCUGAAAGGCGACAUCUUUUAACUGAAAUAUGCAAGGAGUACGGCAUCAACAAGGAUAAUUUGUCCAAAGAUGACGAACUUGCAUUAGUGCCGUCUCCCAUCAAACAGGCAUCGUAUCAAAGUAUCCAAGGCCAUAAAGGCACAAUUUAUUUUGAUUCCAAUGAACGCCCCGUCUGGUUCAAGCCUCGAGACCAUGCUGCAUACCCUACGCUCUUCACUUUGUGGAAAGCUGCGUAUUUGCUUCCAAUCGUCUUGACCAACUCACAUGUGAUUGACAGACUUUCCAACCAUGCCAAUUUGAUGUUGCCAGGAUGCAUUCCUCCAUUUGAUCCAAGAAUGACUAGAGGUAAAUUGGUUGGUGUGGCCAACUACCAGAAACCUACGGUGAUCAUGGCUAUUGGUCAUUGUUCUCUCAACUUGACUCAAUUUACUGAUGUGGUGGGAAGACAAGGCACUGCAGUCACCAUGAUCCACUCAUUUGACGACGAGCUCUUCAAGUUGUAUGAUGGAGAGUUUGAAAUACCCGAGGAGGUCAAUGCUCAACAACCCACAGCUGCUGAAAGUGAUGAAACACAGAAAACAGAGCAGACAGAGGAGUUAGAGGAGACUGGAAAAUCGUCAUCUGUACCAAACGCAGAAGAAGACUACCAUUUAACGGAAGAAGCACAAGAGCCCACUCAUCUGUUGUCUGAUGACCUAGCGGAGACUGUGUCGGAGCUCUCUGUAGAAGACACCGAUAACCUCUUUAUCAGAUCGUUCAUUCAAACGGUUAAGAACUCCAAGUUAGAGCUACCCAUGACUGCGUCCAAGUUCAUGGAGUAUAUUCUAAAGAAUUUUCCAAAAACAGAACCCAAGUUCUGCAACAUAAAGAAGACCUCCUGGAAGAAAAGCGCCAAGUUCUUGAAGUCUUUGGAAAAGUUCAAGUACCUCACAUUGAAAGGAAAGGGAGAUGACAUUAGUGUAGUGGCUAUUAACAUAUCUCCAGAAAUUGUCGCUAACUUUGUUCCUCACAAGACAAUGGAGGACGGUAAAGGUUCCGGCUCAACUCCAAGCAAGAAGGAACUUGACCACAAAAUGAAUGUGGUUAGUCUCUACAAGCCAACCAACAAGGCCCGCAUGGUGUUCAACAAGCUCGAUAAGAAUUACAAUGCAUUGUAUACUAAAGCAGAGCUUAAGGAUAUAUUGAAUGAGUAUAUCAAGGUUCAGCAGCUAGUUGACAAGUCCAACCCCAAAAAUAUUGCCCUCGACGCGACUUUGUUGUCAAUAACAGGAGGAAAUAAUGAUUCGGUACCCAGAGAUAAAUUAUUGACCGCUUUCAUUGGAAACUUUUCGCCAAACUUUGCUGUGUUGAAGCCAAAGGAAGAACUCUCUUCCUCAGUUACAGUUCACAGGGGAGAUCCUCCUAAAAUUAAGAUCUUGACUCAAACUGUAUUGGGAAGAAAGAAAACCACCAGUGUGCUGAACUUCGAGAAGUUUCAUCUCAGACCAAAUAGUCUUGCUGAAGAUUUGAAAAACUUGUGCUCUGGUUCGACUUCGGUGAGUCAAAGUGUCCACAAUCCUGCUAUAACUGAAGUUAUGGUGCAAGGACCACAUGGACCAACCAUUAUAGACUAUUUGAAGAAGAAAGGAAUACCUGUUGCUUACAUUGAUUUUGAAGAUAAAAGCAAGGGCAAGAGGAGAAAAUAG
Sungouiella intermedia is the source of this 1734-nucleotide messenger RNA. The record is from the annotation of a GenBank genome assembly. NCBI's taxonomy places the organism in Eukaryota, Fungi, Ascomycota, Pichiomycetes, Serinales, Metschnikowiaceae.